UGGCGUUAUAAAUAUCCCGGUGCUGGAGCCCAGAUCCGCUCCAGUGUCCCCCCCUCUCUCUCACUCUCUCUCUUUCUCUCUCUCCUCCACUCCCUCUCUCUUUCCCGAGGCUAUGUCCACCCGGUGCAUGGAGAGGGACAGCGCCAGAAGCACGCAGUCGCUCGGGGGCUACAGAGCCCAGAACCAACCCUCCAAGAUGCACUUCGGACCCCCGCGGCUGGAAGCAUGAGCUUGUCCUUCUUCCUCUUCUUCUUCCUCUUCCUCAGCCACCUGAUCCUCAGCGCCUGGGCUCAAGGGGAAAAGCGCCUCGCCCCCAAAGGGCAACAGGGAGGACCCAUUGCCAGUGAUAGGAACCCAGGAGGCGUCAGCAGAAGCCGGAGCAUCGGGAGCAAUACCACGUCUUCUUCUUCUUCUUCUUCCUCGACCUCCAACGCCUCCUCCUCCUCUUCUUCUUCCUCCUCCUCCUCCUCUGCAGCGUCUCUGGGCACUCCUGGAAGCGGCUUGGAGCAAAGCAGUUUCCAGUGGAGCCCUUCGGGGCGGCGCACCGGCAGCCUCUACUGCAGAGUGGGCAUCGGAUUCCAUCUGCAGAUCUACCCCGAUGGCAAAGUCAACGGCUCCCACGAAGCCAAUCUGUUAAGUGUUUUGGAAAUAUUUGCUGUGUCUCAGGGGAUUGUAGGAAUACGAGGAGUUUUCAGCAACAAAUUUUUAGCGAUGUCAAAAAGGGGAAAACUUCAUGCAAGUGCCAAAUUUACAGAUGACUGCAAGUUCAGGGAAAGAUUUCAGGAAAACAGCUAUAAUACCUAUGCCUCAGCAAUACACAGAACUGAGAAAACGGGUCGUGAGUGGUAUGUGGCCCUGAACAAACGAGGGAAAGCAAAGAGAGGCUGCAGUCCUCGGGUGAAGCCCCAGCACAUCUCUACCCACUUCCUCCCAAGAUUCAAGCAAGUGGAGCAGCCAGAACUUUCUUUCACAGUUACUGUUCCUGAGAAGAAAAAGCCACCCAAUCCUAUUAAGCGAAAGGUCCCUCUUUCUGCACCUCGGAAAAGUCCCAACACAGUGAAAUACCGACUCAAAUUUCGCUUUGGAUAGCACUCACCUUGGCCUUUUGAGAAAUCAUACUUCUACUUUAGGAGGGUAUAAUCUUUAAAAACUCUGAAGAACAGUCUUUGGACACAGCUUCAGCUAGACUCGAUUGUA
Messenger RNA from Suncus etruscus (white-toothed pygmy shrew), 1197 nucleotides. It is a transcript of the gene FGF5, whose product is annotated as fibroblast growth factor 5. NCBI's taxonomy places the organism in Eukaryota, Metazoa, Chordata, Mammalia, Eulipotyphla, Soricidae. The coding region runs from base 226 to 1089 and encodes 287 amino acids. Gene Ontology annotation, molecular function: growth factor activity; fibroblast growth factor receptor binding. The transcript has 3 exons. Gene Ontology annotation, cellular component: cytoplasm. Gene Ontology annotation, biological process: positive regulation of protein phosphorylation; positive regulation of cell population proliferation; animal organ morphogenesis. The record is from RefSeq and is a predicted model, not a curated record.